AUGAAGGUGGCUCAGAUCAUCCGCCAUCCCCAGUACAAUGACAGCCUGUCUGCCAAGGAGAGCACAGACGUGGCCCUGCUGGAGCUGGAGGCCCCUGAUGCUUUCGUAGCACGUGUACCCCGUGUCCCUGACGCCUGCCUCCCUAAGGUCCACUCAGGGAAGACCUGCUGGGUGACUGGCUGGGGUGACAUUGUGGAUAGAAACCCUGGCUCAGGCCGCGAAUUGGUGGACAUCGUCGGGGGCUGUGAUGUCAUGGCCAGGAGGUACCCCUGGCAGGUCAGCCUGAGGUUCUACAGCAUGAAGUCUGGCCUGUGGGAGCACUUCUGUGGAGGCUCCCUUGUGCACCCGCAGUGGGUGCUGACUGCUGCCCACUGUGUUGAGCCGGAGGAGCUGGAGGUUUGUGCCUUUAGAGUCCAAGUUGGGCAGCUGAAACUCUAUGACCAUGACCAGCUGACGAAGGUGGCUCAGAUCAUCCGCCAUCCCCAGUACAAUGACAGCCUGUCUGCUGCGGGGGGUGCAGACGUGGCCCUGCUGGAGCUGGAGGCCCCUGUGAUGCUUUCGGAGCACGUGUACCCCGUGUCCCUGCCGCCUGCCUCCCUGAGGGUUCGCUCAGGGAAGAUCUGCUGGGUGACCGGCUGGGGUGACAUUGUGGAUAGAACACCACUGCCCCCACCCUUCAAACUACAGGAGGUGGCUGUCCCCAUUGUGGGGAAUGAGGAAUGUAACCAGCAGUAUAAGAGCUACUUCAAUGACUCCGACUCCGAGGAGAUUAUCAAAGAGGACAUGCUGUGUGCCGGGAGGGAGGACAGGGACUCCUGCCAGGGUGACUCCGGGGGCCCCCUGGUGUGCAGGUGGAACUGCUCCUGGGUCCAGGUGGGGGUAGUGAGCUGGGGCAUCUUGUGUGGUCAUCGUGACUUCCCUGGGGUGUACGCCCGUGUGACAAGCUACAUGUCCUGGAUCCGCGAGUACGUCCCUCGGUUCCCUGGAUCCUAGAUGGGUUCCUGGUGAGGGAGUCCCCUGUCAUCC
Messenger RNA from Otolemur garnettii (small-eared galago), 1026 nucleotides. RefSeq names its product mastin-like. The transcript has 5 exons. NCBI's taxonomy places the organism in Eukaryota, Metazoa, Chordata, Mammalia, Primates, Galagidae. The record is from RefSeq and is a predicted model, not a curated record. Gene Ontology annotation, molecular function: serine-type endopeptidase activity. Gene Ontology annotation, biological process: proteolysis. Bases 1 to 993 code for a protein of 330 amino acids.